This is a messenger RNA of Vitis riparia (riverbank grape), 1831 nucleotides long. RefSeq names its product berberine bridge enzyme-like 15. The coding region runs from base 50 to 1669 and encodes 539 amino acids. Gene Ontology annotation, molecular function: FAD binding; oxidoreductase activity. The record is from RefSeq and is a predicted model, not a curated record. The transcript has a single exon. NCBI's taxonomy places the organism in Eukaryota, Viridiplantae, Streptophyta, Magnoliopsida, Vitales, Vitaceae.
GACACUUGAGCUCAACACAAACAGCUGAUUAAGAAAGCAGAGAGAAGCAAUGGUGUAUUCAAAUUUUGCCAUGCUUCCAUUACUUUUCAUUCUGCUAUCAGCUUCAGUGACAGCUUCAGAUCCUAUUCUAGAAAAGUUUUCCCAAUGUGUCUCUCUCAAUUCCGAGAUUCUUAUCCCAGUAUCCACUGCCUUUUACACCCCAAACACCACUUCUUUCAGUGCUUUUCUGCAAUCUUCUGCACAAAACCUCAGGUAUUUGGUGCCAUCUGCACCCAAGCCUGAGUUUAUCUUUACUCCAAUGCAUGACACCCAUGUCCAAGCAGCUGUUAUUUGUUCAAAGCAGCUUUCUAUUCACAUGAGAGUACGGAGCGGUGGCCAUGACUAUGAGGGCCUUUCUUAUGUUUCUGAAAUGGAAAAGCCAUUCAUUAUGGUGGACCUGGCCAGGCUUCGAGGCAUCAAAGUUGAUAUAGAUGACAAUAGUGCAUGGGUUCAGGCUGGUGCCACUGUUGGUGAAGUUUACUACAGAAUUUAUGAGAAAAGCAAGACUCAUGGCUUCCCAGCCGGCCUCUGCACAAGCUUGGGUAUUGGUGGGCACAUCACCGGAGGUGCUUAUGGAUCCAUGAUGAGAAAAUAUGGACUGGGUGCUGACAAUGUGAUGGAUGCUCGGAUUGUUGAUGUUAAUGGCAGAAUUCUUGACCGAGAAUCCAUGGGAGAAGACCUGUUUUGGGCUAUUAGAGGAGGCGGAGGAGCCAGCUUUGGGAUCAUUCUCUGGUGGAAAAUAAGGUUGGUUCCUGUUCCAUCAACCGUGACAGUUUUCACAGUGGGAAGAGCCUUAGAGCAAGGGGCAACAAAGCUCCUCUAUAGAUGGCAACAAGUUGCAGAUAAGCUCCAUGAAGAUCUCUUCAUUAGAGUCAUCAUAUCAGUGAAGGCAAAUGAAAAAGGUAAUAAAACCGUCAGCGCUGCCUUCAACUCACUGUUUCUGGGUGGGGUGGACAGACUCCUCCAAAUAAUGGGAGAGAGCUUCCCAGAGUUGGGUUUGACAAUGAAGGAUUGUACUGAAAUGAGCUGGAUCAGAUCAGUGCUUUACAUCGGGGGCUACCCAAGUGGAACACCCCCUGAAGUUCUUCUACAGGGGAAAUCAACAUUCAAGAACUAUUUCAAGGCCAAAUCAGACUUUGUGAAGGAACCCAUCCCUGAAAACGCCCUUGAAGGGCUGUGGACGAGGUUAUUAGAAGAAGAGUCUCCACUGAUGAUAUGGAAUCCUUAUGGUGGAAUGAUGAGUAAGAUUUCAGAGUCUGAAAUUCCAUUCCCUCAUCGAAAGGGCAACAUAUUUAAAAUCCAGUAUCUAACAACAUGGCAAGAUGGGGAGAAGAACACGAAAAACCAUAUGGAAUGGAUAAGAAGGCUUUACUGCUACAUGACUCCUUAUGUUUCCAUGUUCCCUAGAGCUGCAUAUGUAAAUUACAGGGAUCUAGAUUUGGGCAUCAACAAGAACAGUAACACAAGCUUCAUACAGGCAAGUGUUUGGGGUGCCAAGUACUUCAAGGGCAACUUCAACAGAUUGGUACAUGUGAAGACCAAGGUUGAUCCAGAUAACUUCUUCAGGCAUGAACAGAGCAUCCCACCAAUGCCACAGCUCAUCAAGGGCUCCGUCCAUGGACUUGAGUAGUGUUCUUUUCACAUCCCCAUCAAUAAGCUUGUAUUUCUAGUCUAGGAUGAUGAUACAUAUGUGAUCGGUACGUACUAGAGAUAAUGAGGCCCAUCUCCUUAAAUAUGUAUAUUGAUCUUUUAAGUGUGAUAAAGUAAUAAUGUAAUGGUUUUUAUUUUUUAU